CAUGUUCGUCCUGCGGGUGUUCUCGCUGCUUUGCUGCUGCUGCAGGCGCCAAGUGGAGUGUGGACCUUCAACCUUUACGCCGAGCAUCCCACGGUGUACCGGGGACCCAGCGGCAGCUAUUUUGGUUACUCCGUGGACUUUUACCAGGCCACGGCCGACAGCAAAACGUUGAGUGUGUUGGUGGGGGCUCCCAAGGCCAACGCCUCCCAGUCUAGCAUUGUGGAGAGUGGAGCUGUCUACUACUGUCCUUGGCCCGGGACAUCUGACAGCUGCAGACAGAUACCCUUUGACACGUCCGAUAACCGCAUGGUGAAGGUAAAUGGCAGCAGGGAGCCUUUGGAGUUUAAGGCCCACCAGUGGUUUGGAGCAUCAGUCAGGACACACAAAGGCAAAGUUGUGGCAUGCGCUCCUCUAUACCACUGGCGCACUGUGAAGCUGAGCGGGGAAAAGGAUCCGGUCGGUACCUGCUAUGUCGCCGUCCAGAACUUCAGUGCCUACGCGGAAUACUCGCCGUGCCGGACCAAUGAACCAGGCCCAGACGGACAGGGCUUCUGCCAGGCUGGCUUCAGUGUGGAUUUCACCAAGGAUGGAAAGCUGGUGGUAGGAGGACCUGGCAGCUUCUACUGGCAAGGUCAGGUGAUGACGGUGGGCGUGGCGCAGAUACUGAAGGAGUACUCCUCCAAGGCCGUGUUCAGACGAGUUCCAGGAGAAAAACACACCGCUGCCACAGAGGACAAGCAUGAUGACAGUUACCUUGGUUACUCUGUGGCAGUGGGGGAGUUCACAGGAGAUUCUGAACAAGAGCUUAUAGCCGGAGUGCCCAGAGGAGCCCAGAACUUUGGAUACGUGGUGAUGAUCAACUCUUCCAACCUGACCUUCAUCCGGAACUUCACAGGGGAACAGAUGGCCUCUUAUUUUGGCUACUCUGUGGCUGCAACCGACCUGAACGGCGACGGGAUGGAUGAUGUGCUGGUUGGAGCACCCCUCUACAUGGAGAGGGAAAUGGAGAGCAAGCCCAGAGAGGUGGGAAGGGUCUACUUGUACCUGCAGACGGCUCCGCUCACCUUCACCACCCCUGUGGCCCUCACCGGCACGCACACCUUCGGACGCUUUGGAACUGCUAUCGCACCUCUGGGAGACAUCAACGACGAUGGAUACAACGACGUGGCAGUGGGUUGUCCGUUUGGCGGCGAGGACCGUGGAGGGCGAGUGUUGAUCUUUAACGGCCACAGAGAUAUCUCUACGCGAGGCCUGACUAUGAGCCAGGAGCUGAGAGCGGCCUCGGCCUAUGCCAGCGGUCUGUCUGGCUACGGCUUCACCCUGAGAGGAGGCCAGGACCUGGACUACAAUCAGUACCCAGACCUCAUCGUUGGAUCAUUUGGAGCAGGCGAGGUGUCUGUGUACAGGGCUCGAGCCGUUGUGUCUGUGGAUGCUGAAAUGAUCCUGACGCCAAGGAUCCUUAAUCCUGAUGACAGACAGUGUCGUCUGCCACACACCGACACCUUCGUGACUUGCCUGAAGGUGGAUGUGUGUGCAGAAGUGGGUGGAACGGGCAUCCCCAGUUCUGUGGACCUCAGAGCAGAGCUGCAUUUGGAUUGGUUGAAAGGCACCCGAGGAGGCGUGAGGCGUGUCCUCUUCUUAGACUCCCAGCAGCCUCAACUCACCGGACUCCUGAAACUGGGUCACAAGCAUCCUAAGGCCUGCCUCAACUACACCAUUUUUCUAAGGGAGGAGGACGAGUUCCGGGACAAAUUGUCUCCCAUCUCAUUGGCUUUGAACUACAGCCUGGCCCCUGCCACUCAGGGCCAAGCGCUGCCACCUGUCCUGAACUACUAUAGCAGCACCUUCCUGCAAGAGCUUGCCUACAUUCUCCUGGACUGCGGGGACGACAAUAUUUGCAUCCCGGACCUCAAGCUCUCUGCUGGCAUGGACCACUCUGAGCUGGUGAUUGGUGACGACAACUUGCUCAUGUUGACCGUCACAGCUGCAAACCGAGGAGAAGGAGCCUACGAGACGGAGCUCCACGCUCUGAUCCCACCAGAGGCCGACUACAUUGGCGUGGAGAGGAAAGUGGAGUCUUUGGCCCAGUUGAACUGCGAGUACAAGAUGGUGAACGAGUCCAGGAUGGUGGUGUGUGACCUGGGAAAUCCCAUGGUCACUCAAACAGAGCUGUCUGUCGGUUUGCGGUUUUCCGUCCAAAGGCUGGAAAACGCCGGACCCAAGAUCAGCUUCGAGUUACAGAUCCACAGCUCCAACAAAGACAAUCCUGACAGCAACGCAGUCAGCCUCAAUUUGGCCGUCGUUGCCAAAGCUCAAGUUGAUUUACGAGGGGUGUCUCAUCCCUCUCAGGUGGUGCUGCCGUUCCCACGGUGGGAGCCCAAAGAGAAACCUGUCAAGGAAGAUGAUGUGGGUCCGCAGGUGACGCACAUCUAUGAGCUCCACAACUCGGGUCCCAGUAGUAUUCGGCAAGCUGAGGUUGAGGUGGGCUGGCCUGCCCGUUUCCGUGACGAGAACCUGCUGUAUGCCAUGGAGAUUAGGACUGAUGGACCAAUUAGCUGCCGGACGAAUAGCAGUCUCAACCCACUGGGCCUUCAGAUAUCAUCCCUCCAAGACACUCCUGAACUUCUGGGCUUUUUGAGGAACACCAGCUCCCCUCCACGUCGCCACAAGCGAGCCGUCAACGCCCCCCACAGUCACAGCGGCAAAACCCUGAACUGCACGAACAUCUCCUGUCUGAGGAUCACGUGCGUGGUGGGCCGCUUAGAUCGGGGCCAGAGCGCGGUGCUUAAGGUCCGCUCCAGACUGUGGGCGCAUACAUUCCUGCAGCGGCGUAAUGACCCCUACAUUCUCAACUCCACUGUGUCCUUCAUGGUCCUAGCUGUGCCUUAUCGGGUCCAGCCCCCCACCCUGCUGCAACGAACCAUCUCGAUGGGGACACCAGUGAUUUGGGGGACACCGGACGUGUCCUUUGCCGUCCCACUGUGGGUCAUCAUCCUGGCUAUACUGCUGGGGCUGCUGGUGCUCGCCAUGUUGACGCUCGCCAUGUGGAAGUGCGGUUUCUUCGACCGGGUGAAACCACCAGCCGAUGACAACAUCUCUGACCAAGAGCAGCUGACGUCUGAUCGAACGGGGGACGCCUAAAAAAAUUUUUUAAAAGACAAUUAUAACAAAUCCUGAUAGAAGGACUGGGAUUUUGGAGGAACGUGCACCUUCCGACUGAAAUAAUCAGAUCUGAGAUCUGGAGUCGUUGGACCUGACUGACAUUUUUCCCCUCCUGCCAACAAACUGACCAGAAAAAAGGGCGCCGUAAUUCUCUGGAUCAGGCGGACAUGAGGCCUCCAAAGACCGAUGUUGACCACAGCACACUUUAAUGUUUGCUUGUGGGAUGAAGGAGCUCACUCCAGUUCUUCACACUUUGCUUGUUGGAGGCUCACAGAUUUGAGAGUGAGGAUGAAGCAGCCACAGUAUUAGGUACACCUGCACCAUACUAUCCCAAUGCAAAAGCACACAGGAGGAUGCUUGUGUCCUGCAGUUACCUUAUUUCAGUUUUUCCCCUUACUGGAGCUUUUCUUCCUGUCACUCACACACAUACUAGCGAACUGGUUACACAGAGGUUUGGCAAAUUGGCAAACAACAAAAAAGGGGUUUAAUUAUUUAAACAGCUUCUACCAGAGCUUUUCUUCCUGUCACUUACACACAUCAGUGACAGGAGAACGCAGAGGUUGGGCAAUGAGCAAACAAAAAAGGGGUUUAGAGAUUUGAACAGCUUCUCCCAAAGCCAGUCAGCGCUUUUCUCCCUGGCGACACAAAGGUUGUGAGAAAAAGAAGUGUAGAGGUGUAAACGACAUUUCACAAAGCCGGUCAAAACUUUUCUUACUGUCACUCACAUACCAGAUACCUGCCAAUGUAAAGGUUGGACGAGUUAGCAAUCAACAGAGAUGGGGUCUGGACAUUUAUAUGGUGUCUCCCAAAGCCAGUUGGAACUUUUCUUCCUCUUACUCACACAGACCGGUGACCUUGCGACACAGAGGUUGGGCGAGUUUGCAAACAACAGAAGAUGUUGAGAUAUUUAAAUAACUAUUUCCAAAGCCAGUCAGAAAAACUCUGACAUAUAUAUAUAUACAUAUAUAUAUAUAUGUAUGUAUAUAUAUAUGUAUAUAUAUAUAUAUAUAUAUAUAUAUAUAUAUAU
Messenger RNA from Nerophis ophidion (straightnose pipefish), 4189 nucleotides. RefSeq names its product integrin, alpha 8 (gene itga8). The annotation marks the transcript as partial. NCBI's taxonomy places the organism in Eukaryota, Metazoa, Chordata, Actinopteri, Syngnathiformes, Syngnathidae. The record is from RefSeq and is a predicted model, not a curated record. Gene Ontology annotation, cellular component: integrin complex; external side of plasma membrane. Gene Ontology annotation, biological process: cell-matrix adhesion; integrin-mediated signaling pathway; cell adhesion mediated by integrin. Gene Ontology annotation, molecular function: integrin binding. The transcript is spliced from 30 exons.